CGUGAAACUGAAACCACAUCAAAGCUGACAUCGUUUCGUGAGCUCAUGAAGAGGUGCCUCAGUGCAGCAACAAAAAAAAAAAAAAAAAACACAAAACUUCAGUUCGCGAUCUCACUUGGUGGAGGAAUCAUCUUGCAUCUUCCUCUGUUUGGUGAUGGAAAAUUUAGCAGAUUUCUUCACAGAUGCAUUUUCAGAGACUUCUGUCCCAUCGUUCCGCGAUGAAGAUCUGGACUUUGAGAGCCUAAGUUUUGAUGAUCAAAGAUGGAGAGAAGAGACAGAAGACACGACGACAGGCAAAGCUUUGCUCCAGGAAGCAGCUGCUGAGAGCGGAGCUUUGUUAGACGAAGCGAUAGAAGAUGUUUCUUUUAUGGCAGGAAGAGUUGACGAAGAGAAGGAUGGCGAUGAACCUCCUGAGGUGAAUUUGAAAGGUGACACACCAGAGAGAGAUUGCACAAGCUCGGAUGGAGAUUCGGACCAGGAAGGUUCCGUCUCUGGAGAAGCUGAAGAGGUUGGAUCGGGGACAGCAGAGGAACCAGGGGAGUUGCUGAUGGAAGCUUGCUGCAGUGAAAAGCACCUCAGCGCCGAUAAAGAGGACAAGAUCUUUACUGAGGGACGACCUUUAGACCUUCAACACAAUGAGGUUGAAGGGGAUGAGGAUGUGGGCUAUUUUGGUGGCAUCCCUGAACGAGGCAGUGAGAUGACGAUGAUGAUAACGAUGAAGGAGGAUGAGCAAGAAAGAGAAGCGGACUCAUCUGAGUCUGAGAAGGUGAAAGAAAAACAUGAGGAAAGCGCUCCGUCAGAGGAUGAGAGAACAAGUUUGACGUUUCCAGACAUAUCGCUGCAAUACCUGCAAGAUCUCAUUGCUGAAGUUGAUAGUGAAGAAGAGUGCGUGGAGAAAAUAGCUGAAUUUUCUGGGGAGGAGCACCAGGAGGCAGGUGAGAGCUUUGCAGAUUAUCCCUCUGACUUUUCUUCCUGUGAAUACGCAGAAGGAGGAAGAAAUGACCCAGAGCAGAAGAUGAACAAUGAACCUUUUGUAGGGCAGAAUACGAAUGUUGAGGAAGUUAAGACCAGAGCUGAAGACUUUGAUGAUGAGAAGGAAGAUGAAAUUCUGUACAGCAUAGAUUUAAAGAUAUAUGAAAAUAUGAUGUUGAGCCCAGAUGAGGGACAACCUCAGCUUUUUUUGGCAGCAAGUGGAGGUGAUGAUGGAGAUGAGACUGAGGAAAGUGGUUCUUCCACACCCAGCGAUGAUGAUCAGAAACUGACCAGAACCACAGAGGAGCCAGCAGAGACCAUGAGCUUGCAUGAUCCCAUAAACACCGAGCUCACAGGGAACAUUCAGCUUUAUGGGGAAGGAAUUGCCGUGUUGUCCAGGUGGGGAGCCUCUGAUGACCAUCAUUUCACAAAUAACAGAGAUGAAAUCACAAAUUUAGGCCUUUUGAAAACUGACAGCAUGCCCUUUGAAACACUGUCGAGCACAGAAGAACUAGAUAAGAAAGUAAUACCACCGUCAUAUGCAAACCACACUCCAGAUGACGACCUAAACACAAUGUCCACGUCACAAAACGAGGAAAGAAAAGAGGCAAAUCCUUCCAAUCAGGGAUCAAUUGAUGAUGACUUUUUGUUUGAAAAUGAACAAAGUAGCACCUGGAGCGAUGAGCAGGGGGAACUAGGAGACGAUGAGGAUGAAAAAGACAGGUGGGAACAGGAACAUGAGAGAAUUGAGGCUUUCUACAGGUUUUAUAAUGACAGCGAAGAGGACGACGCGGUAGAAGAGAGACAAACAAAAGUUCAGUUUUGUUCAAACCCCUUAUCCCAAGUCAUCCACUAUGACAAUGAAAGUAGUGACAGAGAUUCAGACACCAGCUCUUCAAACAGAGAUGAGGAUUUUGACUCUGCAGGAGGAUCAGAGGAACUGAUAGAAACAGAAGACACGCUUCAAAUAGAACCUGCAUCUGAUCCCCCGACCAAUCAGCAGCAAGAAAGAGCAGCAGAUGUUAGCAACACGCCCACCUGCACAGAACACCAUGAGAGUCCCCAGUUCCUGAAGCUGCUUUUGAAGAUGAUUGUGGUAAUGGUGAUGGGCCUGCUGAUGUUCUAUCUGACCACAGACCGGGCGGACUGGUUCAGUCAGUUUUUCUUCCUUUAGGACACCGGCUAAUUUUGUUUUUUAAACUUUUUAUAUGUAAUAAAAAUUAUGUUGACAUUGAUGACUUGUAUAGAAGUAAGUAACUUUUUUAAGCUAUUUUGACUUGAAGUUGAGUGAAUGUUUGAUCCUUCCUUUGAAAUAACACUGACUGAUUUAUGUAUAUAAAUGAUUAAAUUCAAUUACCUUUGUCUGUAAUUUUUUUGGUAAAUUUGAAUGUUUUUAAAUCUCAAAAUAAAAUACAGUGUUUUUUUAGUUAUUAACAUUA
Molecule: messenger RNA, 2411 nt
Organism: Oryzias latipes (Japanese medaka)
Lineage: Eukaryota; Metazoa; Chordata; Actinopteri; Beloniformes; Adrianichthyidae
Source: RefSeq, a predicted model, not a curated record